Odobenus rosmarus divergens (Pacific walrus) is the source of this 1652-nucleotide messenger RNA. It is a transcript of the gene NFATC2IP, whose product is annotated as nuclear factor of activated T-cells, cytoplasmic, calcineurin-dependent 2 interacting protein. Gene Ontology annotation, biological process: cytokine production; positive regulation of transcription by RNA polymerase II. Gene Ontology annotation, molecular function: protein binding. The record is from RefSeq and is a predicted model, not a curated record. NCBI's taxonomy places the organism in Eukaryota, Metazoa, Chordata, Mammalia, Carnivora, Odobenidae. The transcript is spliced from 11 exons. Bases 3 to 1652 code for a protein of 549 amino acids.
CUAUGGCGGAGCCGGUGAGGAAACGGGGCCGCCGGCCUCGGGGUGGCGGUGUCGGCCGAGGGGCUCGCGGGGCCCGGGGCGGCCGGGGCCGGCGUCCUCGCGUCCCGCGGUCUCCAGCCCAGCACACCCUGGACUCGGAGUUUGUGGACUUGGUCAGCGACAGCGAUGAGGAUAUCCUGGAGGUCGCAACGGCCCGCGGCGUUGCGGACUCGGUCGAGGACCCUCUCCCGGAGCCCCCAGUGCCGGCCGCCCCCCGGGACGACAGCGACAGUGACAGCGAAGGAGCGGACGCACCGCCCGCCGGAGCCCCGGGGGCCCCGGUCAGGCGGCGGCGGCGGCUACUGCUGGAUCCGGGGGAGGCACCGGUUGUUCCGGUGUACUCCGGAAAGGUGAAAAGCAGCCUUCAUCUCAUCCCAGAUCACCAGUCUCUCCUGAAACUCUGUCCCCCAGAGGCUGAGGAAGAGACAGAGAUGGCAGAUUCUAGCAGUCCCCAUGCUGAGGAUGCCCCGUUUCCAGAUUCUCCCUGGAAGAAGAAGCUGAGGAGUAAGGAUGCAGAAGAGAAGACAAAGGAGGUGUUUCUGGUUCAAGAUACCUCUCCUUUGCCUUCACCUUUGUCAAGGACCAAAAGCAGAAAGCAUACUCGGGCCCUCCAGAAGUUAAGGGAGGUGAGCAGGCGCCUCCAAGAUCUCCGUUCCUGCCUGAGUCCCAAGCAGCGCCAGAGUCGAGAGGACGAGGUGGUCCUGGUGGAGGGCCCCACCCUUCCAGAGAGCCCCCGACUCUUCCCGCUGAAAAUCCGGUGCCGGGCUGAUGUGGUCAGACUGCCCGUCAGAAUGUCGGAGCCCCUACAGCGUGUGGUGGACCACAUGGCCACCCAUCUUGGGGUGUCCCCAAGCAGGAUCCUGUUGCUCUUCGGAGAGACAGAGCUGUCCCCUACCGCCACUCCCAGGACCCUAAAGCUCGGAGUGGCCGACAUCAUCGACUGCGUGGUGCUAGCAAGUUCGCCCGAGGCCUCGGAGAUGUCCCAACUGCUCCAGCUGCGGGUGCAGGGAAAGGAGAAACACCAGACGCUGGAAGUCUCGCUGUCUCCGGAUUCUCCUCUCAAGACCCUCAUGUCCCGCUACGAGGAGGCCAUGGGGCUCUCAGGCCACAAGCUCUCCUUCUUCUUUGAUGGGACAAAGCUUUCAGGCAAGGAGCUGCCUGCUGAUCUGGGCAUGGAGUCCGGAGACCUCAUCGAGAGCCAGGCGGAAGACUGGGUGCGCCUGACUUACGACGAGACCAGCGCUUCGCACACUCGAACACACAUUCUCGUGCUCAUUAUGUUUCCUUCUGUGGCAGGGCCUUUGCACGAGCCGUCCACUGCCUCCCGGGAAGUCAGUGGUUGCCCCUCCCCCACAUCUGAGCUCAAGGACCACUUCCCCAGUGAGAUUCUCAACCUCCCUGACCCAGUCCAGUGGCCCUGUUAUCAGUCCUUGUCAUACCCUCACGUGACGGGGGAGCGGUGGGGGGAGCCGCCGUGCCUCCGUGCCUCCGUAGUCGGUCGGCGGUCACGUGUCGAGGGCUUGCCGGAAGUGGUGUCGGCCCCCGGGGCUCCAGCGUCACAUGACCGGCUCCGGGACAACAUGGCGGCGGCCGUGGUGCUGCUGCGGGGCUGA